Messenger RNA from Tachysurus fulvidraco (yellow catfish), 2115 nucleotides. RefSeq names its product Nicalin-1-like. The coding region runs from base 1 to 1785 and encodes 594 amino acids. Lineage: Eukaryota; Metazoa; Chordata; Actinopteri; Siluriformes; Bagridae. Gene Ontology annotation, biological process: regulation of signal transduction. The record is from RefSeq and is a predicted model, not a curated record. Gene Ontology annotation, cellular component: endoplasmic reticulum membrane. The transcript has 16 exons.
AUGGUGCGGUUGGCUUACCAUCAGGCCUCGACAAACGCUUUUGUACAUGCUACACGAAGAGCCUCCAGAAGAUCUCCUCAGAUUCAGAAUUGCUCAGUAUACAAGAUGAAGGAAACGUGUAGCAGAAGUGUGACCUAUCGAAGCUUGAGAAUGACGGCUUUGUUGCUGGUCUUUGCACAAUUGCUACAUGCUUCGGCUCUUCCUGCUGCAUCGUCAUACGAGUUCACAGCUUACAGAAUGCAGCAGUACAGACUGCAACAGGAAAAACAUGGUUGUCACGGUGCCAUGGUUGUUGCGGAGGCACGUUCACCAAAUGAUUCGAGUUUGACUCGCCGCUGUGUGAUCAUGAAGCUGUCCGAUUUUACUUUAGAUCGCUUUCUACAGGCUAAAAGGCAGAACGCUGCAGCAGUGCUCAUACUGAUACCUCAGAACACCUCUAAUAUAUCUGAAGAUGUCAUCCAGAGUUUCAUGGUUACGGAGUCAGAGGCUUUGACAAUGGAGAUGCUCAUGCCUGUUUACGUGGUUCCUGAGGAUGAGCAGCUUCUAUACAUGUAUGAAGAAGUGAAGCAUGCAGCAGCCACAAAGUCUGCCUCCAUCCUGAUAAGAGUACUCCGAAGUAUGGUCACAACCACUGCAUUUCAAAUAUUGGUGAACAAUAAUUCCCCCAUCAAGGCCAUCACUGACAACUCUAUCAUUACAUUAGAGGGUGUGCUUCCUGGAGUUGGAGAGGACCCACCCACGAUUGUUAUCACCGCCCAUUAUGACUCGUUUGGUCUUUCUCCAUGGAUGUCAUAUGGUGCAGAUUCGAAUGGCAGUGGUGUCACGAUAUUGCUAGAACUGGCUCGACUCUUUCAACAGCUUUACAGUGAUCCUCGCAACAAGGCCCCGUUUCACCUCCUUUUCUUUCUUACUGGUGGUGGGAAAUACAAUUACAUCGGCACCAAACGCUGGCUGUCUGAAAACAUGGAUCAUGCAGAAUCCAGUCUUCUGCAUGACAAUGUGGCCUUCGUUCUUUGUUUGGACUCUCUUGGUGCUGGUGACGAACUCUUCCUUCAUGUAUCUCGACCCCCAAAACCAGAGACACCUCAGUUUAGCUUCAUCCAGCAACUAGAAGAUGUUAUCUCGUCCAGGUUUUCAUGGGUAAGGUUUGGAACCAUACACAAGAAGAUCAACCUGCAAGAGUCUACUCUAGCAUGGGAGCAUGAGUGCUAUGGAAUGAGACACAUCCCAGGGUUCACUCUGUCUCAUCUGCAAGACCCCAGAUCAGAGCGCCGGGGCUCCAUCCUUGACACCAUGUCUCAGGUGGACGUCAGAAAGCUGAAGCGGAAUGUAAUCAUCAUUGCUGAGGCCUUGGUGAGGUACAUGUAUAAUCUGUCAGACAAGGGAUCUCCAAAAGAAAUGCCAGUGUUCAGGGGAAGUUUGGAAGUCCUGGACAGUCGUAUAACUUCUCUGAUGACCAUGUUGACUUCAGUGCCACGGGCCACUCAGCUGAUGGACACAGAGCCGCAGCAGACUCUUCUCAUCGACAGCCUGGAGCAGGAGUUCAGACGGCACCUUCAACAGGUCUACAGACACACUUUCCGUCAGGACCACAGGGAUCCUGACAUCACGUUCUUCGAUCAAAUGAAGCAGCCAAUGAUGAUGUACAGGGUGAAACCGGCUGCGUUCGAUCUCUUCCUGGGUGGCUGUAUUGCGGGUUAUUUAGGAUUAGUGUACUAUGCAAUCCAGAACUUUGGAAAGGUCUACACAAGACUCAAAGCUGUCCUGAAGAACAAACUGCAGUGAGAUACAGAGGGACAUUGUGCGGAAGUCUUGGUAGAUAAUGUACUGUACAUGAAUUUAUUUUAUUAACCAUAUGGAGUGAAAUGUUCUUUCUGGAGUAAUAUUGUCACUCGUUAAGUGCUGGAAGAUUUAUUUUAAAUGAAAUGGAGAGGAUGUCUGAAAAAUUAUGCGCUUAAAGAGCUAAUUGAUGAUGAUUUUAUUUGACUCUCCACAUAUUUAUGCUUUCGAUAACAUUUAAAGAAGUGUAUAUGACAUGAUUUCCAUGAAAAAAAAAAUUAAAUAUACAAUAAUACAAGGUCCUGUGUGAACAAGCUUUUUUUAUUUCUUGAUUAA